GAUGUGUGGGGUGGACGUGGACCUGGACGAGGGGGGCUCAGGCGACGAGGAGAAGGAGCAGCAGGAGUUCUGGGUGGGUGAGAGGGUGAAGAUGCUGCCUCCUCCCACGGCCCACAGUGAGGGCAGCGCGUGGGGCACCCGCCGGGGCAGGUGUGGCUGUGUGGCGUGUGGGGUGGGGCUGCUGCUGUGGAAUGUGGGUGUGGCCCUGGUGUGUGUCCUGGUCCUGGUGGCCGUGUUUGCCCUGGUCUUGCUGCCCGCCUCACUGCUGCUCUACGCCGGCUUCCUCUGCCACUCACGGGUAAGUAGUGGCCCGCUCAUAGCGCCACUCAAAGUCUCUAACACAAACAUCAGAAUCUUGUGGUUAGAAUUCCAGCCAAUUGACAGCCAUUUCCUGUAGCUUGGUAGGAUUUCAUCUCAGAAUUGAGGUCACAGAGCGUCUCCAGUCAAAUCAGAGCCGCUCCCAGUCUCCCACCCCUGGUUAAUAUGUGACCUGAUGCUGAGCUCUACACUGGCUCACUCUGCCACAGAACCACACAAGAAUCAUGAUCAUUGAUUGGCUCUGAGGUUGAGCCCUGUAACCCACGGCAACCCUUUAAACAGCUUAUUUGCAUUUGGAACUAAAAUAACCUUUACGUAAUAAGAACCCCACUAGUGGAUGACUGUCUGCCGUGCUCCAACAUGAAGGUGUUUGAAGGUGUUUCAACAUGAGUUUACAUGAAAGAUUCCUUCCUGCUACACCCUACCCCAACACAGUAAAAGUAUACCGGGCAUGCCCAAGUAUCUAACGCAUGGUAGGAUUCAGUUCUUGUUGUGCAUGGCAUCGACAUCGAGAACACCCUGGACCAGAGGCAAACAGACACAGCCUUAGGGUGGGACAGGAUGUUGAGGUUCAAGUAUCUGUCCAAGUGGGAGUAUGUAGAGUAUGAAGAGUAUGGGGGCAAGCACAGAACUCUGGGGCAAACCCUGUGUGACUUCAGCACCGGCUCUGGGAACACCCUGGAUCAGGGGCAGACAGACACCCCUACAUUUCUGGGUAAGAUAUGACGUCCCUGCCAACCCCUGUCAGCCUCACCCUUCUUUAGACAUCCCCCAGAAGCUGACAUCACUUCAUUGGUGUCACACCCUGGUUCGGGGACUCAUUAUGUUGAACCAGGGUGUGUUCAUUCUAUGUUUUCGGUUUCUCUGGUGGGUGUUCUAGGUGGUUUAUUUUCUAUGUUUGCCGGUGUGACUCCCAAUCAGAGGCAAACGAGUGUCAGCUGUCGGCUGUUUGUCUCUGAUUGGGAGCCAUAUUUAAUCUAUCUGUUUUCCUUUCGGGUUGUGGGAUUUUGUUCGUGUGUGUGCGUGUUGUACCACAGACGUCACGGUUUCGUUGUUUGUUUUGCUCGUGUGAGCAUUUAAUAAAUAUACUAUGUUCACUCAACACGCUGCGCUUUGGUCUCCUCCUUCACACGAUCGUGACAAUUGGCCUAUUAUACUACAGUAUAUUACUCAAUCCCAAAUGAAUGAGAAAGGUAGGCAUAUUGCUGGAUGCAUCUUGGCAAAAUACCACUUUUAAGGACUCAAUGGAAAAGUCCACACAAAAACUAUCUUUUAGUAUGUUUCAUUAGUCCACUGUUGAUACAAUCCCAAAAUGUUUUACAUGUCAGCAAUCAAGUUUUCAAGAUAUAGAACAUUCAAAAUACAGAAAGUGUCAGAGUAUGAUGCAUUUUGCAUGCAAAAGGAAAAUAAUCCUGCAGCAACAGGAAAUGUGAAUUAUUAUGUGGAUUAUAAUUAAUUGACUUUUUUAUUAGGGGUUGAUACAUUUUUCGUACGGGAAAAUCAAGUCUGAAAUUUCAAAGUGGAAAUGACAAACUUCAGAUGCCUUUUUAAACCUCAAUUAAACUUCAAGUUUUACAUUUCCUGCAUUACAGGAAAGUUUUCCUGGAAUCUGUAUUUUCCUUUAAAGAUGCUUUAUAAAGCUUUUGUAUAAUUUCAGCCAGUAGUUUUGAAAGUAGUGCUCACAAGCCAAAACGGGUACCCGGAAACUGUGCAUAAUUGUAUACUACGUCAUCCAUUUUGGAUGAUAUGUUACGUCCUGCAAAAAAAUACAUAAAACAAUUCUGUAAUCCGUAUGAUAUGUUAUCAAUUCCAAAUCGUACAAUAUGUUAUGGAUUUGUAAGUGCUUAAGAUCCCGUUCAAUCUCUUUAACACGUCUGACAAACUUUAAGACCACCUUUAAGAACAGGUGGACUGUGUCUAAAACAGGAUUAUGAUGUGCAAUCUGAGGUGGUCCUCUUUAGACACGUCAUGAGGACCAGAUUCAUGGCGCGGACACAUCAGUAAACGCUAUCAGUCUCAUAAUGAUGCCAAAGUGUCCUCUAAGAUCUACAGCUGUUGCCCUUGGCGAAAAGUAAACCCCCCAAAUCACCUUCUGACAGCGAUCUGCGGUCAUAUUUCUUCAGCUCCUCAUCUGGUAGAGUUGGCGCCGUGCCAGGUGGCCUUGCUUGUCUCCAUUAUUGAUGUUACAGUAAAAUGUGUCUCUGUUGUAUUUUGUCUGCCUUUUACUGCCAUUUGCUAGCUUUUUUGACAUUUGGCAGAAGUUUGUGUAUGAUCAAACACACUGAUUGCUCUUUCUUUGGAAAGUUGCCUUUAAUUAAAUCAAUAGCAAUUGAUUCUUAAUGUCUUAAAAGUGUUUUGAAGACACUGGUAUUUUCAAGACGUCUUCAUUAGUGAUGGCUGGGGAGGAGGCACCAUUACACAGAAGGUGAGUGGUAUGUGUAAUGUGUAGCCUAAUAGUAUGUUGUGAACAGUACUAUAUAUAUAAUACAACAAGUGCCAGUAUAGACACUUGCUGCCUGCCAGAGAUGGGGAUGUCAAUCAACAGUUGGAGAAGUGAAGGAUGGGACAGUGAGAGAGGAUAUCCAUGACAAGACAUGAUUGUUGAAUUAGUGGCAGUUAGUCCCCAGCUGGGCCCAGGACUAUGCUGACAAGACAGAAAGAGUGAAGUGGAGAAAAUGUGUGUGUGUGUGCACGUGCGUGUGCGUGUUGUUGUAUUUAUAGUUGAUGAUGGGCUCGAGGUUGCAGCGUUCAGUCGAGGUGGGUGGGGAAAUUCCUCUUGAAAAUGCUGACAAUGAGAGAAUUCUAUGCCAGUGUCACGUUCGUUGACAGAUGAAGCGGACCAAGGCGCAACGUGAUAAGCGUACAUUCUUUAUUUGUAGUACACACACGAACCAAAACAAUAAACAAACGAUACGUGAAGUCCUAGGUUACAACACAAACCUUUCGGAACAAGAUCCCACAAUAAACUAGUGAAAACAGGCUACCUAAGUAUGGUCCCCAAUCAGAGACAACGAACUACAGCUGCCUCUGAUUGGGAACCACCCUGGCCAACAUAGAUCAAAACGAACUAGAACCAAAAACAUAGAAAACAAAACAUAGAAAAUCCACACCCUGGCUCAACAUAUAAGAGUCCCCAGAGCCAGGGCGUGACAGCCAGAGGGAUCUUAUAGAAUGUAGCCCUAAAGAGAACACACUGAGUGUAUUUGAGUGUUUGUGUACUUGUAUGUACUGUAAGUAUUUUUGUGUGUGCACGUGCGUGUCUGUCUGUCUGUGUCUGUCCCUCUCUGUGUAUCUGUAUCUCUCUGUCUUCCCUCUUGCUGACAGUGUCUGUAUAUUAACUCAGCAAAAAAAGAAACAUCCUCUGCGUCCUCUGUCAACUGCGUUUAUUUUCAGCAAACUUAACAUGUGUAAAUAUUUGUAUGAACAUAACAAGAUUCAACAACUGAGACAUAAACUGAACAAGUUCCACAGACAUGUGACUAACAGAAAUUGAAAAAUGUGUCCCUGAACAAAGGGGGGGUCAAAAUCAAAAGUAACAGUCAGUAUCUGGUGUGGCCACCAGCUGCAUUAAGUACUGCAGUGCAUCUCCUCCUCUCACAGUUCUUGCUGUGAGAUGUUACCCCACUCUUCCACCAAGGCACCUGCAAGUUCCCAGACAUUUCUGGGGGUAAUGGCCCUUGCCCUCACCCUCCGAUCCAACAGGUCCCAGACGUGCUCAAGGGGAUUGAGAUCUGGGCUCUUCGCUGGCCAUGGCAGAACACUGACAUUCCUGUCUUGCAGGAAAUCACGCACAGAACGAGCAGUAUGGCUGGUGGUAUUGUCAUGCUGGAGGGUCAUGUCAGGAUGAGCCUGCAGGAAGGGUACCACAUGAGGGAGGAGGAUUUCUUCCCUGCAACGCACAGUGUUGAGAUUGCCUGCAGUGACAACAAGCUCAGUCCGAUCAUGCUGUGACACACUGCUCCAGACCAUGACGGACCCUCCACCUCCAAAUCGAUCCCGCUCCAGAGUACAGGCCUCGGUGUAACGCUCAUUCCUUCAAUGAUAAACGCGAAUCCGACCAUCACCCCUGGUGAGACAUAACCGCAACUUCUCAGUGAAGAGCACUUUUUGCCAGUCCUGUCUGGUCCAGUGACGGUAGGUUUGUGCCCAUAGGCGACGUUGUUGCCGGUGAUGUCUGGUGAGGACCUGCCUUACAACAGGCCUACAAGCCCUCAGUCCAGCCUCUCUCAGCCUAUUGUGGACAGUCUGAGCACUGAUGGAGGGAUUGUGUGUUCCUGGUGUAACCCGGGCAGUUGUUGUUGCCAUCCUGUACCUGUCCCGCAGAUGUGAUGUUUGGAUGGACCGAUCCUGUGCAGGUGUUGUUACACGUGGUCUGCCACUGCGAGGACGAUCAGCUGUCCAUCCUGUCUCCCUGUAGCGCUGUCUUAGGCAUCUCACAGUACGGACAUUGCAAUUUAUUGCCCUGGCCACAUCUGCAGUCCUCAUGCCGCCUUGCAGCAUGCCUAAGGCACAUUCACACAGAUGAGCAGGGACCCUGGGCAUCUUUCUUUAGGUGUUUUAGUCAGUAGAAAGGCCUCUUUAGUGUCCUACGUUUUCAUAACUGUGACCUUAAUUGCCUACCUUCUGUAAGCUGUUACUGUCUUAACGACAGUUCCACGGGUGCAUGUUCAUUAACUGUUUAUGGCUCAUUGAACAAGCAUGGGAAACAGUGUUUAAACCCUUUACAAUGAAGAUCUGUGAAGUUAUUUAGAUUUUUAUGAAUUAUCUUUGAACAGGGUCCUGAAAAAGGGACUUUCUUUUUUUGCUGAGUUUAGUACACUAUGUAUACAAAAGUAUGUGGACACCCCUUCAAAUUAGUGGAUUUGGCUAUUUCAGCCACACCCGUUGCUGACAGGUGUAUAAAAUCGAGCGCACAGCCAUACAAUUUACAUAGACAAAUAUUGGCAGUAGAAUGGCCUUACUGAAGAGCUCAGUGACUUUCAACGUGGCACCAUCAUAGGAUGCCACCUUCACAGAAAGAUUGGGACCACCGAGUGCUGAAGCGCGUAGUGUGUAAAAAUCGUCUUUCCUCGGUUGCAACACUCACUACCGAGUUCCAAACUGCUUCUGGAAGCAACGUCAGCACAAGACCUGUUCUUCAGGAGCUUCAUGAAAUAGGUUUCAAUGGCCGAGCAGCCGCACACAAGCCUAAGAUCACCAUGCACAAUGCCAAGCGUCGGCUGGAGUGGUGUAAAGCUCACCACCAUUGGACUCUGGAGCAGUGGAAACGCGUUCUCUGGAGUGAUGAAUCAUGCUUCACCACUUUAGCAGUCUGACGGACAAAUCUGGGUUUGGCGGACGCCAGGAGAACGCUACCUUCCCCAAUACAUAGUGCCAACUGUAAAGUUUGGUGGAGGAGGAAUAAUGGUCAGGCUGUUUUCAUAGUUCGGGCUAGGCCCCUUAGUUCCAGUGAAGGGAAAUCUUAAGUUCUCGCAGUAAUGUUCCAACAUCUAGUGGAAAGCUUUCACAGAAGAGUGGAGGCUGUUAUAGCAGCAAAGGGGGGACCAACUCCAUAUUAAUGGCCAUGAUUUUGGAAUGAGAUGUUCGAUGAGCAGGUCUCCACAUAUUUUUGGUCAUGUAAUGUAUGUCACCGAUUAGCAUUGCUCACAGGUUUUUAAUCAAGUUUAGAAAGCAGAGCAGGGGCUCCACCCUUAUUUCUAUCUGUCUCUCUGACUGUCUCUCUCGUCUCAUUCCAGUUUCUCUCUCCAUCUUCCUCCCUCUCUCUCUCACCGUCCCUCUCUCUAUCUCUCUCCCUCUCUCUAUCUCUCUCCCUCCCGCUCUCUCUCACCCUCUCUCUCUCUAUCUCUCUCCCUCUCCAUUUCUGUGGCGCUCACAGGUGAUUGACAGCCUAGGGAUUGUAUUGGCAGCUCUGGGCUGCUUCUUAUCUGAACAGUGAACAGUGGAGGGAAACUGGGAAAGAGUCUGUCACACACCCCAGUACCUUCCGUCUUAUGGUCCCUCCCGUGUACACACACACACACACACACACACACACACACACACACACACACACACACACACACACACACACACACACACACACACCUCUCCCUCCCCCUCAGUUCUGUUCAGUUAAACUAAAGUACAAAUAUUUGCUUCACUAACAAAAACAACUCAGAAACACGUACUGCAUCAAUAGAAUUGUCCCUAUCACUGGAGUGUGUUUCUGUCUGGACGUAACAUUAGUCUACGUUCUACCCCCGCAGGUCCUAGAUUCCCCCUCUCCUAUCUGCCGUUACCUCGACGAUAACAGCUGCUCCGCCCUCAUCAUCCUGGGCUUCGUGAUGAUGUCACCGCUGGUGGUGGUGGCGGCGGCCAUCUUCUGUGGGCUGCUCCGGAGGCUGCGACUCCUGCUGCUGUUUCAGCCAAUAACAGGCGCAUGGUACCGUGGGAGGUGCUUGGACUGGGGAGGCGAUGUCCGUGCCUGGGUC
Messenger RNA from Coregonus sp. 'balchen', 6788 nucleotides. The record is from the annotation of a GenBank genome assembly. Lineage: Eukaryota; Metazoa; Chordata; Actinopteri; Salmoniformes; Salmonidae.